Rhinolophus ferrumequinum (greater horseshoe bat) is the source of this 1655-nucleotide messenger RNA. RefSeq names its product Bardet-Biedl syndrome 5 (gene BBS5). Gene Ontology annotation, biological process: cilium assembly; intracellular transport. Lineage: Eukaryota; Metazoa; Chordata; Mammalia; Chiroptera; Rhinolophidae. The transcript is spliced from 12 exons. The coding region runs from base 235 to 1197 and encodes 320 amino acids. The record is from RefSeq and is a predicted model, not a curated record. Gene Ontology annotation, molecular function: phosphatidylinositol-3-phosphate binding. Gene Ontology annotation, cellular component: ciliary basal body; BBSome.
GGCCUGGACACUGCAGCUCUGCGGAGGCCGGCGUUGCCUCCGGAACGUGUCCAGAUUGCACGCUUUGGAUCCCGUGCCAUCCCUGGCCCCGUCCUGGCCCAGGGAUCUAUCAGGAAGCUGAGCCCAAACACCUCAGGGACCACGCGGGACCUGGGCGUCCAGUACACCCAAGCGAGCUGCGGGUGCCAGCUUAGGUGGUGAAAGGAACAUAGGGCGAGGGACUCAGGAAAACAAAUGAAAACAAGACCUGGAGAAGUCCUUAUUGAUUGUUUAGAUUCAAUUGAAGACACCAAAGGAAAUAAUGGAGAUAGAGGUAGACUCUUAGUAACAAAUUUAAGAAUUAUCUGGCACUGUUUGCCAUUACCCAGAGUCAAUCUUUCUAUCGGUUACAACUGCAUAUUGAAUAUUACCACAAGGACUGCUAAUUCUAAAUUACGAGGCCAAACUGAAGCUCUUUAUAUACUGACAAAAUGUAACAAUACUCGUUUUGAGUUUAUAUUUACAAAUUUGGUUCCUGGAAGUCCUAGACUUUUCACUUCUGUGAUUGCAGUACACAGAGCAUAUGAAACUUCUAAAAUGUAUCGUGAUUUUAAAUUGAGAAGUGCACUAAUUCAAAAUAAACAACUAAGAUUAUUACCACAAGAACAUGUAUAUGAUAAAAUCAAUGGAGUAUGGAAUUUAUCCAGUGACCAGGGAAAUUUAGGAACCUUUUUUAUUACCAAUGUGAGAAUUGUGUGGCAUGCAAAUAUGAAUGACAGUUUUAACGUCAGUAUACCAUACCUGCAAAUUCGUUCAAUAAAGAUUAGAGAUUCAAAAUUUGGUUUAGCUCUUGUCAUAGAAAGCUCUCAGCAGAGUGGAGGAUAUGUUCUUGGCUUUAAAAUAGAUCCUGUGGAAAAACUACGGGAAUCAGUUAAGGAAAUCAAUUCACUUCACAAAGUCUAUUCUGCCAGUCCAAUAUUUGGGGUGGAUUAUGAGAUGGAAGAAAAGCCACAGCCCCUUGAAGCUCUGACAGUUGAACAAAUUCAAGAUGAUGUAGAAAUAGACUCUGAUGAUCAUACAGAUGCUUUUGUGGCUUAUUUUGCUGAUGGCAAUAAGCAACAAGAUCGUGAACCUGUAUUUUCAGAAGAACUGGGGCUUGCAAUAGAGAAAUUGAAGGAUGGAUUCACCCUACAGGGACUUUGGGAAGUAAUGAGUUGAUCUUGAGUUGAGCUGGAUUUCUUUACAGAUAUCUCAAGAUUAAAGAUAGUUGUCACCUGCUAUAAGGCAUGAAAUAAUUUUUACAUUUACAGAAAUAGUUUUUAAGAAUGAGUUUUUUAAUGAUUAAGGAAAAACUCAUUUAUCUAAGAUUUUACUGCCAGUUUUCUAAAAAUUAUAUUUAAAAUUGUAAUCAAAAUAUAUCUGGUUUGUAAAUAUGUUUAUUUUUUACCUAAUACUUGUAAAUUACUAGUCUGCAGAUACUAAAUGACUGUAUCAUGUUGGAUUUAAUAAAGAAUUUAUGCAGCACCAUUUAAUGUUUUGAAAGUAUUAUUAAAAGAAUAAGACUAUUCUUAUGGAAUAAUCAAAAUACAGCUUUUUAAAUUAUAAAUAUAUGCUUUAAAUAUAUUAUCACAUAGCUCCAAAUGUAAGCCAACUCUUAAUAUAACUUACAACCCUUA